AGAAUAAGGGUGAGAAGAGAAGGAAACGAAGAAGAAGAAGGAGAAUGAAGGGGAAAGGUGUGGCAAUAGCACCGAAUCCUUCAGGCAGCGGCGAAGAGUCCAACGGGAACGAGCUCUCUCUGCACACGGCGAGACUCCCUGCCCGAAAUGCUUCUUCCAAAUACGAUUUUGUCAAGGUAAAGGUAUGGCUGGGUGAUAAUGCGGAUCACUACUAUGUUCUGUCCAGAUUUCUCCUUAGUAGAAUGUUGACUGUCACUAAGAUCCCUAAUCAUGUUGCCAUUAAAAUUGCUCUGGAAUUAAAAAAGCUGCUUAUAGACAACAGCCUUCUGGACGUCUCCCAAUCAGAUUUGGAAGCCAAUCUGUUUAAGCUUAUGGAGCGGCGGGGAUAUGGGGAAGAAUACAUUAACCGUUUUAAGAUGAUGACCAGAUUUCAUCACCAAAGAGUACCAUUGGUGAUCCUUGUGUGUGGAACUGCUUGUGUUGGGAAGUCAACCAUUGCCACUCAGCUUGCUCAAAGGCUAAACUUACCUAAUGUUUUACAGACAGAUAUGGUAUAUGAAUUGCUACGCACAUCAACAGACGCUCCGUUGGUAUCUACUCCUGUAUGGGCACGUGACUUCAGCUCGUCUGAGGAACUCAUUACUGAAUUUUGUAGGGAAUGCAGAAUUGUUCGUAAAGGUUUGGCUGGUGAUUUGAAGAAGGCAAUGAAAGAUGGAAAACCUAUUAUAAUUGAGGGAAUGCAUUUGGAUCCAAGUAUUUAUUUAAUGGAUGGCGAGAAUAGAGUAUCAAACAAAGUUCCUACAGAAAAAGAAGAGCCAAAACCUGCUCAUGUUAACAAAGAGGGUGAUAUUGCAACAGAAAUGGAAUACAUUAUAAAAAAUACUUGUGGAAGUAACAAUUGCUGUCCUGGAAAGGUGGGCCAAGAAUUAGUUGUAUCUACUGAUCAGGUGGCAGUAGUUUCAGAGUGUCUACAAUCUCUCGAAUUAGCUGGAAAACCUCCUGAGAACCAAGGUGAAACUUCUAAAGAUCCAGAGAUAAAGACCAAUCAUUCUACGGAGAAAGAGAAGUCUGCUCCUGAGCCCAUAGUUAUACCUAUUGUUCUGAAGAUGGCUGAGUUUGAUCACAAGGCUUUACUAGAGGAAUGGAUUUCUACUAGGAAAUUUGGUGAUAAUUGUCCAUCCCAGCAGGAUCAAGAUAAGCUUAUUAACAACCUAAAAACUAUUCAAGACUACCUCCGCUCUUUUGAUUCACAGGGUCUGACAGUUGUUAAUAUUUCAGCAACAACAUUCCCCCAGACAUUGGAUUGGCUGCAUGGUUACUUUCUUCAGUGUAUUGAACGAGGUAUUUCAUCCGAGUCCACUGAACCUCAGAGGAGAUAGGAUGCAAACUAGGCAGAUGUAAGCCAAAGCUGUGUCAGAUCCCUGUAAUUACAUUUGGAGGAAACAACAUAUUGGCAUGGUGGUGCAGGUGGCGAAUACAUGGAGGUUAGUUGUUGGAUGUUGAAGG
Messenger RNA from Telopea speciosissima, 1506 nucleotides. RefSeq lists its product as uncharacterized. The transcript has 16 exons. The record is from RefSeq and is a predicted model, not a curated record. The coding region runs from base 45 to 1379 and encodes 444 amino acids. Lineage: Eukaryota; Viridiplantae; Streptophyta; Magnoliopsida; Proteales; Proteaceae.